This is a messenger RNA of Impatiens glandulifera, 1523 nucleotides long. Its product is annotated as ribosomal RNA small subunit methyltransferase H. Gene Ontology annotation, biological process: rRNA base methylation. Lineage: Eukaryota; Viridiplantae; Streptophyta; Magnoliopsida; Ericales; Balsaminaceae. The transcript is spliced from 5 exons. The coding region runs from base 52 to 1395 and encodes 447 amino acids. Gene Ontology annotation, molecular function: rRNA (cytosine-N4-)-methyltransferase activity. The record is from RefSeq and is a predicted model, not a curated record.
AGAGACUGCCCUAUAGAAGGAGGAGGAAGAGGAGAAGCAUCUAUUGUAGUCAUGGCGGUUGCAGCUCUUGCCGCAGAUGCAGCGAGAAAGCUAUUCUUACAAACUCCAUUAUCUUUCUCAUCCGUAAGACCACGUAAUUUUCCUCAUUUCCGCAGCUUCGCUUCCCUCCGCCCCCGCCGGCCAAAUGUAUUCUCCCCUACCGUCGCCGCCGCCGCCGGUGGUAGCAGCAAGAGUACUGCAAAGAAGAAGAGCAAAUCCAUUCCAGAGAAAGUUGAUUCUGAAUCGUUAAAGAGGCGCACGCGGUCGGUUAAGGAGUUCGACGAGGAAGCGGCUCUCAGGUUUGGUGGUACCACCUCUCAUAUUCCGGUGAUGUUAGGCGAGGUCUUGGAAGUGUUUACUUCAAUUCCUCUCAGAUCCUUCGUUGAUUGUACUCUUGGAGGCGCUGGACAUUCUUGCUCUAUGAUUCAGGCUCACCCUGAAAUGCAAGUAUAUGUUGGAAUUGAUGUUGAUCCUGUUGCACAUGAAAAAGGCCAAGCCAUGAUAAAUUCUCUAUUGCAUGAUGAUCUUGGUGGUCCAAUUUCAAACCUGAAAGCUUACACUUUUGUGAAGAAUUUCAGUAACAUUCAUCAUGUCAUAAAUGAGAUUGAUAACAACCUUCUAAUUAAAGGAGUUGAUGGCAUAAUGAUGGAUUUGGGAAUGUCAUCUAUGCAGGUCAAUAAUGCUGAAAGAGGAUUCAGUGUACUCAAUGAUGGACCUCUUGACAUGCGAAUGAAUCCUAAGGCAAGUCUGACAGCAGAAGACAUAUUGAACACAUGGCCAGAAGUUGAAUUGGGAAGAAUCCUGCGGGAUUAUGGAGAGGAAAGCAAUUGGUAUACUCUUCAGAACAAAAUCGUCAAAGCUCGUCUAACUGGUGGAUUGCACUCAACUCGCCAACUAGUUAAUCUCAUUCAGAAUACAUCUUCCAGGACAAGAGGAGGGCGUCAGGGCUGGAUUAAAACGGCUACAAGAGUAUUCCAAGCUCUGAGGAUAGCAGUUAAUGAUGAACUGAACACUCUGGAAUCCUCAUUGAAGUCAUGUUUCAAUUGCCUUGGUCAUGGUGGGAGACUUGCUGUCAUCUCUUUUCACAGUUUGGAAGACCGAAUUGUCAAGAAAACUUUUCUCAAUAUCAUCGAAAGCAGCAGCAUAAACAAAGACGAUGAUGAAGAGGAAAGGUGUUUGGAUUCGAGGGAGAUUGAUGGAAACAAUAAGGAAGAAGAAGAAGGAUGGAUUAAACAACGGGUAAGGGGAAUCAAUGGGGAAAUCCUGACUAAAAGACCCAUAACACCAACAGAAGAGGAGGAAAAGUUGAAUAGAAGAAGUAGAAGUGCAAAACUUAGGGUUAUCCAGAAGUUUUGAUGUUUUUAUUUAUUUGAAUGCUCCUGUCUUCUCUUCUCCUUUGCACUUCCCUUUUAGACCUAAAACCAUGGAAAUUUUUAUUUGGAUGAGUGAUGAAAGGAAAAUCUGAGAUAUUUAUUUUUGAUCUA